AUGACAGUUUGUGGAGAAGUUGAGGCAAUAUAUCCCUGGAAAUAUGUUCAUCAUGUUUCGGGUGAGCUACUUGUAAAAACAAUCAGGGAACAAUAUAAACUUCCCAAACUGGAUAUGGUAUUCCUUAAUAUCAAUACAAGUGAGGGUUAUUUCUAUUCAAUGAGAAGGGCUGUCGAUUCAGCUCUGAUUCAAGGAUAUUGUGACGUGGCAGUGGCUUCAACAAAUUGGGAUUCAGAAAGAGCCAAGGUAGUUCAUUUCCAAUGUGCAUACGCCAGUUCAUAUUUUGGAUUUGUUCGUUCUGAGUUAGAUCCACAAAUUAAAGUAAGAAAUGAAACUGAUUUAAAUAGACCUGGCUUCAAUGUUGUUGUUUCGAUAGGAACAAUAACAGACACGUGGGCCACAAACAAUCUCAAAAAAGCAAACAUUAUAAGGCUCACUACGUAUGAGGAAGCAUUUCAAAUGAUCCUACAGAAACAAGUUCACACCUUCAUUGCUGAUUCACUCGAUAUGUUUUUGUGGUUAUCUCAAAACAGGAACAAUUGCUCCACUUGCUAUGCAAUUGAUGUUGCCACUGCCAUCUAUACUCGUUCUGAUGAAUGGAGAAGAACAUUGGAGGAUUAUAAAAUCAUAUUCAAAGCACCCGAAUGUUCAUUGACUGCAAAGGAUUUCCCAUCCAAUUUAAAUUUUUCAAGAGAUUAUAUGACAGUUUGUGGAGAAGUUGAGGCAGUAUAUCCCUGGAAACAUAUUCAUCAUGUUUCGGGUGAGCUACUUGUAAAAACAAUCAGGGAACAAUAUAAACUUCCCAAACUGGAUAUGGUAUUCCUUAAUAUCAACACGAGUGAGGGUUAUUUCUAUUCACUGAGAAGAGCUGUCGAUUCAGGAUACUGUGAUGUGGUAGUGGCUUCAACAAAUUGGGAUUCAGAAAGAGCCAAGGCAGUUCACUUCCAAUGUGCAUACGCCAGUUCAUAUUUUGGAUUUGUUCGUUCUGAGUUAGAUCCACAAAUCAAUGUAAGAAAUGAUACUGAAAUGGACCGUGCAGGCUUCAACGUUUCUGUCUCAAUAGGAACAAUAACAGACAAGUGGGCCACAAACAAUCUCAAAAAAGCAAAUAUUAUCAGGCUUAGUGGAUAUGAGGAAGCCUUUCAAAUGAUCCUGCAGAAACAAACGCACACCUUCAUUGCUGAUUCUCUCGAUUUGUUUUUGUGGUUAUCCCAAAACAAGAACAAUUGCUCCACGUGCUAUGUAAGAGCUUUCGGAGUGAAUUUUCCAAUCGGUUCCUUCGUAUCCAAUAAUCUAGUUGAUACAUCAUCUGCCUCAACAAAUCAGACAAGUAUUUUCCUUCCUCUCUUUCAUGUCUUGAUCUACAUCACUCUCAUCAUUUGCUUUUAA
Molecule: messenger RNA, 1389 nt
Organism: Naegleria gruberi
Lineage: Eukaryota; Heterolobosea; Eutetramitea; Acrasida; Naegleriidae
Exons: 7
Coding region: 1-1389 (462 amino acids)
Source: RefSeq, a predicted model, not a curated record